AUGUUGCCAACACCAAUUACAACUCACUUGUCACGUCCAGAAUACAGGGAUGUAUACGACCCUGCAGAAGACACUUUUUUACUGUUGGACGCACUUGAGGAACAAACCUCAUAUCUGAAACACAAUGUCGUGCCUACGAUAUGCUUGGAAAUAGGGUCCGGCUCUGGAUGUGUCAUUACUUUCUUGGCGACACUGCUCGGUCCAUUAAGUUGCUUAUAUCUGGCUACAGACAUCAAUUCAGUUGCUGCUAGAGCAACCCUGGAAACAAGUCGAGUAAACUCUGUCUAUCUAGACGUCAUAAACACAGAAUUCGCAUACAGUCUAGACUCUCGCCUAUCCAAAUCCAUUGACGUCUUGAUUUUCAAUCCACCAUAUGUCGUAACUUCCGAUGAAGAGGUCGGAUCUACAUCAAUUGAGGCUGCUUGGGCUGGUGGACUUGACGGUCGAAAAGUGAUAGAUGCGUUCUUGGAACUGCUACCUACAUUAUUAUCUCCUCGUGGUGUCUGCUACAUGGUUUGUAUCCGUGAGAAUAAGCCUGAUGAGAUUGGAGAGCUGGUCAAGAGAUAUGGAUUAGAGUCGCAGAAUAUCAUGACGCGUACAGCAGGACGAGAACGAUUGUCCAUACUGAAAUUCACCUAUUCUCAGCACGCUGUGCCCUAA
Messenger RNA from Synchytrium microbalum, 660 nucleotides. RefSeq lists its product as uncharacterized. Gene Ontology annotation, molecular function: S-adenosylmethionine-dependent methyltransferase activity; nucleic acid binding; protein methyltransferase activity. NCBI's taxonomy places the organism in Eukaryota, Fungi, Chytridiomycota, Chytridiomycetes, Synchytriales, Synchytriaceae. The record is from RefSeq and is a predicted model, not a curated record. Gene Ontology annotation, biological process: methylation. Gene Ontology annotation, cellular component: eRF1 methyltransferase complex. Bases 1 to 660 code for a protein of 219 amino acids. The transcript has 7 exons.